AUGACUACAAUUUUCUUGGCUCACAAACUAAUGAGUGUAAAAUUAGAUAAAACAGAAUUUGAAAAUAUUAAACAUCAGAAAAUUAAAAACAUGAAAGAGAGACAAAAAAACCUGUAUGAUUUGAGAAAUAUUCUUGCAAAGAAUACAUUUGAGAAGAAUUGUAGAUUAUGUUUAAAACCUGGAAUUAAGAAUAUUUUUGAAAAUAAUCGUGAGUUUGACCAUUUGCAUGCCAUCAAAACCUUUUUUGGCAUUGAGCGUAAGAUAUCAGAAAAUGAUGGCAAACCACAAUACAUAUGUGAGAGCUGUGAGACGACAAUUAAAAUGGCUGCUAGACUUAAGGAUACUGCUGUGACCUCACAAUGGAGACUGCAACAUGAAUUAGAAAUAGUGUCAGAGUUAGCUGCUGAACGUGACACGGAGGCACAGAGCGAAACACGAGAUGAUUAUUUUAAUACAGAAGAGACAGAUAUCCUUCUCAAAUGGGUCUGCGACAAAUGCCGACGAGUUUUUCUAAAUCAGGAUGAAUUCAAAGAACAUGAGUUGCUGCUACAUUGUCAGACAAAGGUUAGGAGCUACAUAUGUGAGACAUGUGGUUUUGAGUUUAAGACUAUACCCCAAUUAAAGAGACACAGAUCAAUCCACACAGAGGAGCCGCAGUACAGGUGCGUGCAGUGUUCGUACCGCGGCCGCACUAGGCACGCCCUCGCGGUGCACUUGCGGCUGCACAGCGGCGAGCGGCCGUUCCAUUGCGCGCUGUGUUCCGCGACGUUUCCCAACGCCUCAAACUUGGCUUCACAUCGACGACGUCAUUUACCUCCGGCCUAUCAUUGCGAGGCGUGCCAACGAAGAUUUAGGUUUAAAGAGGCUUUAAGCAACCAUAUCGCAACAAUACAUAGAGAUGCAAAACCUUUCAAUUGCUCUACUUGUGGCAAGACAUUCGCGACACGGAAAAUGAUACUGCGCCAUGAACGCAACGUACACAACCGUCCGAAAUUACGAUCAGGGGUCACACGAACCUGUACAACGCUACAGAAGGAGAACUAA
Molecule: messenger RNA, 1044 nt
Organism: Parnassius mnemosyne (clouded apollo)
Lineage: Eukaryota; Metazoa; Arthropoda; Insecta; Lepidoptera; Papilionidae
Source: the annotation of a GenBank genome assembly